AUGUGUGACAGGGGCUUCACCUUCAUUAACGCUAUUGGAUAUUGUUUCCAGGCUUCGUGUAUGCCCCUCUUCUUUGCCGUGACGGUUGGCCUCUACCUGUGCUCCAAUGCCGGGCCGGUGUGUGACUGCUCUGCACCGAAGAUCCACGAGGUUCUGGUGCGUAAGGACUUUGCCGGUUUCAGCCAGAAGAUCUCGGUGAAGAUUCAAGCUGAGAAGAACCUUGAGAUCAUCGAGGUUCCUCAGUACAACACUGUGGAUAAGUCCGACGUCAUGCACGACUUCAACUCGAAACUGACGAUGUUCCGCUUCCCGGAGAAGAAGGUUUGCUACCUCGCUCCCCUGCUGCCACAGGUUCCGGCUCCAGGCGUUCUCGAGAACGGAUUUCAACUAGCCAAGGCUACGGGCUCCAGCGUGAACCUGGAACUCAGCUACCCGACCUCUCGCACGUGGAACGUCAUCCGUCGGGCCAUGGACGACCGCAGCUUCCUGACCGAAGACAUGGCGAUGUUCUGUGCCAAGUUCCCCAUCUAUCGCGUGGAGGAGGCAGCGGGUGGAGGACAACAGACUGUGAAGCCAGGAGCUACUGGUGCUGUGAAGAACGAAGUCCAUCGGGAAGGUUGCGUCGACCCAGCACCCAUCUGUCACCUGACCUGCAUCCAGUGUAUCCCCGUGGCGGUGACUAUCGACGUGAGCACCCAGCAGGCCUGUGAGGCUCAGUCUCCCACCUGCACGCUGGCCCAGCUGAACCAGGACAUCGUGCACUGCUGCCCGGUGUGCUGCCCGGGCUCCCUGCCGACCUCAGAAGUGUCAGGGUAA
Molecule: messenger RNA, 816 nt
Organism: Branchiostoma belcheri (Belcher's lancelet)
Lineage: Eukaryota; Metazoa; Chordata; Leptocardii; Amphioxiformes; Branchiostomatidae
Exons: 5
Coding region: 1-816 (271 amino acids)
Source: RefSeq, a predicted model, not a curated record